AUGGCUACUAGUGGUGCUAACGAUUACAAGAUGGGACAUGCGAAUGGAGGUUUAGCAUUCGACAAGAGAAUGGAAGAAUUAAGUAGUCCAAGUGUGACAGGUGGUAUGUCUGCUGAGACCACACCAUUCACAUCACCACCUAUCAUGAAUCCUGGGAUGGAGUAUCAAGCUUUGGAUUAUCAGGGAUUCCAUGAUUUAAAUAGUCAUGGUCACGGAAUGGAUUUCAAGAGAGAAUAUGGUGUCGAGAAUAGAGAGAGUUCAUUUGGGGUUUCGAGUCCUGGGGGUAUGAGCGAAAUGAGUAAUGGAGUUGUGAGUGUAAAUGGAAAUGGAAUUGGUGGAAGAAGACCCCCGAUAAGACAAGGAAGUGGAAGCAGUUAUGGUAUGCCACUUCCAAGAAGUAUACCGGAAUUUAACCAUGGUCACUUUUCGAGAGCUAGUACUGGUGGAGAUGAUAUGGGAGUGGGAGUAAAUGGUGUUGAUUUAGGUCACCAUGGUUUUAGGUGA
This is a messenger RNA of Sclerotinia sclerotiorum 1980 UF-70, 504 nucleotides long. RefSeq lists its product with no specific name. Lineage: Eukaryota; Fungi; Ascomycota; Leotiomycetes; Helotiales; Sclerotiniaceae. Bases 1 to 504 code for a protein of 167 amino acids. The record is from RefSeq and is a predicted model, not a curated record. The transcript has a single exon.